Molecule: messenger RNA, 4798 nt
Organism: Cricetulus griseus (Chinese hamster)
Lineage: Eukaryota; Metazoa; Chordata; Mammalia; Rodentia; Cricetidae
Source: RefSeq, a predicted model, not a curated record
ACUGGCUAGUGCAGGCAGCAGGCGCCGCCUCCGCCUCCCCUGUUCUGUUUACUUGUUGCCUCAGGAGACGCCCGCCCGUGUCCCUGGCUCCGUGCGCUGCAGCACUCUGACUUCUUGGGUCCUAGCAGCAUCUUGGGGGUUCCAGCCAACAUGAGCCACAGCAGCUCUUCGGGCUCUGGGAGCCUGGAGCGCCCCAGCAACGCCUCACCGCCCGAGGAAACUGCCAAUCAUCCCAUGGAAUUCCCAGGCACCUGGGAACAACUGAACCAUUACCGGAAUGUGGCUGAAAACGUACAAAGUGAACUUGCAGCGACUUUGGUCAAAUUUGAAUGUGCUCAGUCUGAGCUCCGAGACCUCCGCUCCAAGCUUCUCUCUAAAGAAGUUUGCUGCCAAGAGCUGAAGGCUGAAGUGGAGAGCUACAAAGAAAACAGUGCCAGAAAGUCAUCUCUCCUUAUCUCUCUGAGGAGUAGAAUUCAGGAGCUCCAAGAGGAAUCCGCAGCGCUUUCGGCUUCUAAAAUCAGGACAGAGACCUCUGCUCACACCACGAUGAAGGAGAACCAGGAAUUAAUGAAGAAGGUCCUGGAGCUGGAUGAGAAAUUGCAAAACUGCUUGAAGGAAAAUGAGGAGUCUAAGAAACAAGGCUUAGAGAAUCUCCGGAGACAUGAGGAAUUUCGGACUGAGCUUUGUGACUGCUUGAGUCUAGACAAGAAACAUGAGGAAGCAUCCAAUGAAGAUUUAAUUUUAAAGCUUCGAGAGCUGUGCAAGGAAAACACACUCCUGAAAGGACAAAUUGUGACUCUUGAAGAGACUAUAAAUGUCCAUGAGAUGGAGGCAAAAGCUAACAGAGAAACAAUCUCGAGGCUGGCAGCGGAAGUCAGCAGGGAGCAGACAAGAGCUGCUUCCUGGGCUAUGGAGAAAGACAAGCUGAACCAGGACUUGCUCAGUGCAGUGGAUGCAAGAACAGCUCUGGAAAGGGAAGCCAAGCUCUUUCAAGAAAGGCUGCUUGUUGCACAGCGAGCCUGGGAUGCUUCAAAGCAAGAGCUGAACCAACUGAGGAAAAACUGCCAGCAUCUGGACCUGAGCUUGAAGGCCAGCAGGGAUGCAGCAGCAACCUCACAAAGCCAGAACUCCUCCUUCAGGGAGAAACUCACCGUGCUCCUUUGCAAUGGAUUGGAUAUGGCUGUGCCCACAGAGGAUGCCAUAUUGGAGAGGAUUCGAGAGCUAGGCAUCCAGGAAGAGAGCAAGACCAGGAUGGUCUCCCAGCUUGAAGCCCAGAUAUCAGAGCUUGUUGAACAGUUGGGAAAUGAAGCUGAGCUCCACCGGAAAGACCUACAGAGGGCCCAAGAGGCAGAAAGCAAGUUGGAGGCUCUUCAGGGUCAGCUGAGUCACCUGGAGGGAGAACUGCUUUCUGGAGACGUCUUGAGAGACAACUUGAAUCUCGAAAAACAAAAAUAUCUGCAGUUUCUGGAUCAGCUUUCAGAGAAAAUGAAAUUGGGCGAGAUUGCUGAUGACCUUGGCUUUGACAUGCGUCUGGAUGUAGUUUUAGCUCGCACAGAGCAGCUAGUCCGCCUUGAAAGCAAUGCUGUCAUUGAAAACAAGACCAUCGCUCACAACUUACAGAGAAAGCUCAAGACUCAGAAAGAAAGACUGGAGAGCAAAGAAGUGCAUAUGAAUCUCCUUCGACAGAAAAUUGCCCAGCUGCAGCAGGAGACGCAGGCACGCACAGCCCUGGCUGUGGAGAGGGAUGAGGCCCAUCUCACCGUCAGGAAGCUGGAGAAGAAGGUGGAGAGGAUGCAGAAGGAGCUGAGCGCCUGUCGGGAAUACAACACAGAGCUCAAAGCCCAAUUGGCAGACACCAAUGAACUCAAGAUUAAAACUUUGGAGCAGACCAAAGUCAUUGAAGACUUAAGUAAAUCCCGAGACAACCUGGAGAAACUGAAGGAGAAAGCAGAGAAAAAGCUCAUGUUGCUCAAGUCCAAGCUGGAUACUGCAGAGGAAGAGGCUAAAGCAGACAAGGGAAGGAUGACGGCCAUAAUGGAGUUGGUCACCAGUGAACUGGAGACCCUGAAGAAGUCUCUGGAAGAAGCUGAGAGGCGAGAACAGCAGCUGGUGGAAUUCAGGGAGGUGGUUUCCCAGACACUGGGCUUAAACUUGACCUCUCUCGCAGUUCCUGAUUAUGAGAUCAUCAAAUGUCUGGAAAGAGUGGUCCAUUCACACCACCAUCAUCUUGUUACCUGUGCCUGCCUCAAAGACACGUCUGCCGAACAUGACAGUUGCCCGAAGUGCUGCUUAGAACUUCUACAUUGAUCACUUGCUUCCUGGACGGGGCACAAUUCUCAAGUUGUGCAGCUCAAAAAUUUUCUCAUAGUUUUGAAAUUUGGUCAGCUUGUGACAGUUAUCUACCUUGAUGACAUAAUGAUAACAUACCGUGGGAAAAGGGGUCUCCAAAAGUGUCAUUGCUAGGGCCAAAGAGAUGGCUCAGCAGGUGAAGGUACUGGCUACCAAGCCUGACAACCUGAGUUUAGUCCCACGUGGUAGGAGGAGAUAAUUGACUCCUGCAAGUUUUCCUCUGCCCCAUACACAAUCUGUUAUACAAGUUUACACACACACACACACACACACACACACACACACACACACACAGCUUACACACUCACACAAAAUAUAUAAAUGUUAAAAGUGCCAGUCCUAGGUCAAUAUUCAGCCUUAAAACCACCUAUUACUUCAUUAGCUAGUGCACUGAGACCCAUAGGAAUACCCAAGGUUCAUGCCUAGAUUGGGCUGUAUGAGCUCAGAGUUUAGAACUACAGACCUUCUGACCUGGAACAUUCCUGAUGGCUUCACAUCUUAAGAUAAUCCUGUGCAGGUCUUCCAAAAAUAUUACUCAAAAUUAUUUUUCUUAUCGGUGUGUGUGUGUGUGUGUGUGUGUGUGUACAGAUGCCAGCAGAGACCAUAAGAGGGAGCCAGAUUCCUUGGUACUGGAUUACAUGCAGUUGUAAAGCAUUUGAUGUGGGUUCUAGGAAUUGAACUCAGGUCCUCUGUAAGAGUAGCAAGUGCCGUUAGCAACUGAGCCAUCUCUCCAGCCCCAUAUCUAUCUAUCCUAAAUACAUACAGUUUGACACAUAAUACUUGUAGCUGUUUAUAGAUUUCUGGAUGACACUCCAAUCCAUGCAUUCAAUGUGUGGUCAUGAGAUCAGGGUUAAACAUGAUGAAGUCUUACUGUCUUACUCGUUCUCCAGGCCCCGAGACAAUUGUGCUAACUAACUACAUGGUUAGUGUGGGAAACAGGAUGUACACAGCAGAGUCUAUGCCUCUUAUACUCUGCAUUUCAGGUUCUGCUCAGUUUUGAGCCUGAGAGGAAUUGUUGGCAUACAAGAAGGAAAGCAACCCUACAAUCAGGGGCAAAGUCUAAAAGUGGCAGACAGUGACUCAUUUGAGUAACCCUCACAUAGGUCUGAGGGCCGGUAAGGAGCACAAUUGUUUUUACUGCUGCUCCCAGGUUAUGAAUGGUGGUUUUGAAAAUUUGAACAGGGCUGACCUCAGUUUUUAUUUCCUUGUGGUAGAGUUUUUCACUGAACCUUGAGAUAGGCUGUCAGUAACCAAGCUCUGCCAUCUACCAUCCUUCUGUCUCUCCAGGAAGAGUUAUAAUGACACACCCAAUUACACCCAGACUUUGACAGAUCCAGCUGGGAUCUGAACUCAGGUCCUCAGGCUUGCACAGCACUCUUACCCACAGAGCCAUCUCCCCAGCUUCAUCUCGUAUCUUUAUAUGCCUCAUUAAAGUAAACAAACAAAAAUUUAAUGCCUCACAACAUUGAGAGAAAAUGAGAAAUCUACAGCUAAAUGUUAAGUCCGAGCCACAAGUAAGGCAUAAAUUGAUUCAUGACAACAAGGGAUUAUGGAGACCCAUCGACCAGUUGCAAUGCUGGGAAUGAGGCAAGACAUUGGUUCGAAUAGGGUAAAAAAGCAUAAACAUUCUCAAAACAACUGAAUAAACGGUUCAUCCCAUGUGUUUUAAAAGUUACAUGGAUUCUCUCAUGCAUAGGAUGCACACUUGUGAUCUCAGCCCCCAGAGGCUAAGUGGAGAAGAUUGACAUAUGUUUGAAUCUACGUUGGGCCUCAUAGUGAGUUUCAGGCCAGCCUGGACUACAGAGUGAAACCCUUUCUCAAACCAAGCUAACAAGAAAUCAACUGGCUGAAAAUCCAAUUGGGCAAUCCUCCUGCAACCCCAAACAAAACAAAUAGCCAUAUUAGGUUGGUUUUAAUUCAAGCAUUUACCUCCUCAUGCCAGACUUUGGUCUGUCUAAAGUGAUAAAUGUGUUAUGUUAUUUCCCCUUUGAUUGGUCAUUAGUUACAUGUAGGGGUCAUAUAAGAGACUUAAAAAUAACCCAUAUUGGUUAUAACUAUACUUUACCAUGUGAAAUUACAUUUUGUUUAUCCAAGUGUAUGGCACAAGAGUGUUAAUAACAAUUCUUGAUAUAUAUUAAUAAUUCAGUAUGUUUAAAUAUCUACCUUAGAGACACUAUGUGGUAAGGAUAUGUGAGAUAAGCAUAAAUAAAUUCUGUGCCUACAGAUAGCUCAUGUACACAGUAACUGUUUGUUAUUUGGACAAACUGAAUACGUGUCAGUUAAGCCAUUUCUGGUUGUUAAAAUGCUGGUUGUUUGCUUGCCUUCCCUUUGUUCAUGCAUUCCAGAGUUGGCAGGCUCACUUCACAUUUCUGUGCUGUCUUGUUUUUCUGUAAUAUCCAUGUAUAUUUUAUAUUGUCCAAUAAAAUACAUUAGAUUAAUGUGGUUUUUA